Molecule: messenger RNA, 2222 nt
Organism: Ailuropoda melanoleuca (giant panda)
Lineage: Eukaryota; Metazoa; Chordata; Mammalia; Carnivora; Ursidae
Gene: GPR119
Product: G protein-coupled receptor 119
Exons: 1
Coding region: 883-1890 (335 amino acids)
Biological process (GO): adenylate cyclase-activating G protein-coupled receptor signaling pathway; regulation of metabolic process
Cellular component (GO): membrane
Molecular function (GO): G protein-coupled receptor activity; phosphatidylcholine binding
Source: RefSeq, a predicted model, not a curated record
GAGAUGCUUAACCGAAUGAGCCACCCAGGUGUCCCCAGAAAGCAACUUUAGACAGGGAGUGGGCUCUAUUCUAAACCGAGUAACAACCAUUAACAAUUCUCUCCUUUCGUUUUCCUGCCCUUCUGAAUCAGCUGAGUUCUGAGGGAUGAGAAAGAGGGGAACAGCACAACCUAUUUGAGAGAAUUAGAAUCCAAGGUGUUAGGAAACAAAAGAUUAAAAAAAAACCACUUAAAUAUGUGAUAACUCCCCUGAAAGUAUGCUGGGCCCCGAAAUCGCCUGCCUGCCCUCACUUUCCACUUCAACGGAUUAUGAUCGUCCUGCUCGAUUGAAGGCAGUAGUAGUGCCUGAGAAUUCGUUAUUAAGUAAAUGCUUCAUGAAGCUGAGAUUAGUUGUUAAGCUAGUACUUGAGGCUUAGGAAAAGAAGGAGUUUAAUAUCAAGCUAUGGAGGAAGAAAAAGUUUGACUAGAGUCAACUAUAUCUUCUGCCCGACAGGAGACCUGAUGAAUGCCCCAGUCCCUCCAAAGAAAGUCCUUGAAGCAUCAACAAAGAAGAGAGCCUGGCGAGACAGUAUGCACCAGAUACUCAGGAGUUGUCUGGUAACUCGGAUGUUGGAGGGGGAGGGACUAGCUCGGGGCCCAGGGGGAGGUCUGCACUGGGACUGCUGCCUUCAGAGAGCCGGAGAGGCAAGAGGCUGAGGACUGAGAGAGGGUGAUUCUUAGUGACAGGCAGGAUCUCACACAUGGCAAGCUGCCAGCCUGUACUGCCAGUGGCGGCCAGAGCUGUGCUGCAGCUCUGAACUCUGCUCUUUCUCCCCCAGCCUGUGAGAAUUUGAGCUGGAGAGCCAGCAUGCCCUGGUAAGUGGAAAUCCUGCCACUUCAAGACAUGGAGUCAUCUUUCCCAUUUGGAGUGAUCCUUGCUGUCCUGGCCUCCCUCAUUAUUGCUGUUAAUGCGCUAGUGGCCGUGGCUGUGCUGUUGUUGAUCCACAAGAAUGAUGGUGUCGGUCUCUGCUUCACCUUGAACCUGGCUGUGGCUGACACCUUGCUUGGUGUGGCCAUCUCUGGCCUAGUCACAGACCAGCUCUCCAGCCCACCUCGGCCCACACAGAAGACCCUGUGCAGCCUUCGGAUGGCGUUUGUUACUUCUUCCGCCGCUGCCUCUGUCCUCACGGUCAUGCUGAUUGCCUUUGACAGGUACCUUGCCAUCAAGCAGCCCCUCCGCUACUUCCAGAUCAUGAAUGGGUUCGUGGCUGGGACCUGCAUUGCCGGGCUGUGGUUGGUGUCUUACCUCAUUGGCUUCCUCCCACUUGGAGUCCCCAUAUUCCAGCAGACUACCUACUACGGUACCUGCAGCUUCUUCACUGUGUUUCACCCACGCUUUGUGCUGACCCUCUCCUGCGUUGGCUUCUUCCCAGUCCUGCUCCUCUUUGUCUUCUUCUACUGCGACAUGCUCAAGAUUGCCUCCAUGCACAGCCAGCAGAUCCGAAAGAUGGAACAAGCAGGAGCCAUGACUGGGGCAUACCGGCCUCCACGGACUCCCAGCGACUUCAAGGCUGUCCGCACUGUGGCUGUUCUCAUUGGGAGCUUCACUCUGUCCUGGACCCCCUUCCUCAUCACUGGCAUUGUGCAGGUGGCCUGCCAGAAGUGCUACCUCUACCCGGUGCUGGAACGGUACCUGUGGCUGCUCGGUGUGGGCAACUCCCUGCUCAACCCACUCAUCUAUGCCUAUUGGCAGAAGGAGGUGCGGCAGCAGCUCUACCAGAUGGCCCUGGGAGUGAAGAAGGGGCUCAUCUUAUGCCGCCUCCUUCUCUCAGCCAGGGAUGGUGGCCCAGAGGGGCCCAGGGAAAAUUCCUAUCCUAUCGCCAUUAUCUCCCACUCACAUCUUGAUGGCUAAGAUGGUGAGGGCAGAGAAAUUUCAAAGUGCUUUCUCCCUCCCUUCUCUGGGCCCCAACUAGGAAAUCAGAUGGAGCUAGGGGAAUGAGAGUACUUGCUUCAGGCAGCUGACCACCCCUCACCCCAGACUGAGAGGAACUGAGGUAGGGUGCUGACUUUCUUCUAUAAUCCAUUGCCUCAUCUGCAAAUCUCCAUUCCUCCCUAGCUUUCUUUUGCAAUGAGUCUGUUUCUCCUGUACAGGUAUACUUACUUAAAGAAAUGUACUACUGAAAUGAUAAAAAAUCAAACUCUAUUUUUGAAUGCACUAGAGCAGCAUUGUCCAACAGAAAUAUA